Molecule: messenger RNA, 1672 nt
Organism: Xyrauchen texanus (razorback sucker)
Lineage: Eukaryota; Metazoa; Chordata; Actinopteri; Cypriniformes; Catostomidae
Exons: 3
Coding region: 503-1087 (194 amino acids)
Source: RefSeq, a predicted model, not a curated record
UUCUCCGUUCGGCGCGUUGAAAUCCGAAUCAAACAAUUGACAUUAAUCUGAAUUUUGCCUCAAUUAAACACCUCAUUGUGUUCAUUAGACAUUUAUUGUGGGCAGUUCGAGAUGUCAAGCGUCCGAAGAAGCACACAUUUUUGGAGCGAGGAGGAGACAGAUUUUCUUUUACAAACAUUAAAAGAGAUGAAUAUAGAUCGUUAUAAAGACGGGCGUAAGAACCGCAACAGUCUCAUUUUUAGGAAGGUUUGUGCUAAACACAAACAGGCUGGAUUUGUGCGCUCAUGUGAUCAGGUGAAACACCGCUGGAAAACACUCAAAUCCAUUUACUAUAAGGCAAAAAAACUAAAUCAAACCAGCUCGAAUGCAGCUUUUAAGCAUUUUGAUACAAUGGAAGACAUUUUCGGACAUAGACCUUUGGUGAUGUCAAACCAAGCCGAAGUUGACAUCGACUUCAAAGUCGGAUCCCCUCUAUCGGAAAGCAAAUGUUUCCUUUUUGAGGAUGAAUGUGAUGAUGGGUUUGUCUGUUGAAGACAAUGAAGUGGAUGACGUGGAAGGUGGAUUUCAAGAAAUCCAGUCCGUGAAAAUAGAGGAUGAUCCCCUCAUCCUCACACAGCAAUCAAAUGAGAGCUCCACCUCUACAGAAAGCUCCACAUCCACCCAACUAUCCAUCUCUAAAGAGAACAGCACCUGUACACAGCCAUCCACCUCCAGGCAACCUCCUGUUCAAGGUAUGUUGAAAAGCAGAAGGCCUUGUUGCACUGCAUUGCAUGUGCAGUAUCAAGAUUUUCUGGAAAGAAUACAGCACUCACAAAACAUGUGGCUGGAGCGUCAGCUGGAACAGAGUCAUGUCCGAGAGGAACGGCUAAUUUCCAGAGUGCUUGCCGAACACACCCACUCUAUGGAGGCCUUAGUUAACCAGUUGUUUGCAGGGUUAAGAAGCCUCCUGCCCCAGCCCCCUCCCAAUAUACAGUCCAGUCCCCAGUCCAUGCACACCCCCCCAGAAAUUCUCAAUACAUACCCUCAUAUGAACCCAGAUGAGCACUUGCCUCCUGCAAAUAACCCAAAAUCAAGCAUUCCUCCUUGACCUGAAGAUCAUUUAAAUGACCAAAUAUCAGGGACUGUCAACCAGUGAUCAAAGACUCUUUCAGAACUUGUAAAAUAUUUUUUAAAUCCAUGCAUUCUUAGGUUGUUUUUUUGAGCCUCUAUUGUUAGACUGGUUUGUAAAACUGAAUAUCUUACCUUGAAAAUGUUGUCAUCCAACAUUGAAUUGAAUGGUCAAAAUUGACAUUUUUAGAAAAGAGAAGUUUAGGCAUUCUGCUAUUAAAUAAAUCCUUGUGUGUUCCGCAGAAGAUAGAAAGACUUAUGGGAUUAGACUAGGAUGAAGAAAUGAUUACAGAAUUGUUCUUUUGGGGUGAAUUGUUCCUUUAACAUUUAUUCACAGAUAAAGACACCCAGUGAUGGUAAUUGUUGAGUUGUUCAAACAGUGAUUUUAUUUAGCCUACCUUAUAGGGGUGUAAAUACUGACUUCCAUUCGAUUAAGAUUAUUUACCUAACAAUUAAAAUGCAUCGUGAAAUCAGACAUUUGUUUGCAAUUCGAUUUAAUAAUUUUUUAACUAUUCAUAUGUAGUUUCUAAAAUAUGCUGGAAAAAGUUUUUAUUGAAUGUUCUUA